UGUGCGCGCCGGUGCGGGCGGCAGCAGUAAACAUGUUCUACCGAGUGCGUAGUUCCAGCAGCGCUACUUCACCUCUUCGCGAUUUGUUAAUUAUGACGAUUCCAGCGCUUACGGAAGCUCGCUCCCUGUGGAACUGGAGAUAAUUUGUCAUUCGAAGUCUUAUCUUAAAGAACAAUGUACGUCUCUGCAGACUGGCAUAUGGACGUAGCUGGCAUGGACCAGUCGUGCCUGCACGAGGGCCUGCCCGCCGUGCCCGGGGGGCUGCCGCUGCUGGCGGUCCACGCGGCCGUGGACGGCGUCAUGCUGCUGCUCAUGCUGGCGACGAACGCGUCGAUCGUGGCGGCCAUCGUCCGCCAGCGCCGCCGCCUCGCCGGCGUCUCCCUGUCGGCGCGCUUCGCCGCCAACCUCGCGGCAGCGGACGCGUUCGUCGGCGCUGCCACCGUCUUCUACCUGUCCUACCGCUACGUGUGCGCCUCGAGGGUGGGGCUCGGUGGCUACAAGUACACGUGCGUGUUACGCUUCGUGGUCGUCAGCAGUGCCCACAUGACCUCGGCCUACAGCCUCGUGGCCAUAGCUGUCGACCGCUACAUCGCAGUUGUGCACGCACUCCGCUACAAGGAAAUCAUGAACGUCAGGCGAUGGGCUGUCAUAAUCGCAACUGUAUGGCUGGCCUCCAUAAUGAUAAAUCUAUCACUCUUUGCGUGGAAUAAAUGGGAGCCUGGAGCUGAAUGCGAACUGGACAAAAUCGUUCCUCUGGGUUACAUGAUAGCAGCCGGGAUCGCAACCCACGGCGGCAUCAUCGUGGUCGUGGCACUGGUGCAUUACCGGAUUCACAGGGAGGCAGUUGCGGUGAAGUGCCGACGACUGACGGGCGACAACCAGCCAUGCCCCGGGGGGUCGGCGGCCAACGUGCUGCGACGCACCAUGAACACCAAGUCUGCUCGCGUCCUCCUUCUCGUUACCUGCGUCUACCUGGGAUGCUGGGCGCCCUACACGCUUCUCUAUCUCGUUAAGGUCUCCGGAAUCUCAUCCCCAGCCAUCGACCUUGCCCAGAACCUCGCCUAUACUUUCGCCAACAUCAAUUACCUCGUCAACCCAUUCAUCUAUUCGUGGAAGAACGCGAAUGUUCGUCAGUGUAUUGUAAGGACCCUCCAAGACCUGGGACUGUACGACAAAUCUGUAUUGAGUAAUGCAGUCAAGAGUAAUGUUUCUGACAGGAGGACUAGCAGCAGGACACCGUCGAGUGAGCAAAUUAUUCCUACUUAGUGGUCCAUCAUUCCAGUGUUUCGUUUAUCAUUGAGGAUUCAUCAUUCGAUUCGUAGCGAAGUGUGCUGCGGGUAUUUUGUAAAUGGACGAAGUAGCAGGAGAAACGAUCUGUUGAAAAAUGUCGUUUGUCCUUCGCCAGUGGCAGUGUAAUGUGCAAAACCUGUUGAAAAAUGUCCAUCCACAGUGCAUUUCAGCAACAGUCAGAAACGUAUCCAGAACAUUACCAUUGCAUAAGAAAGACAUAGCAUAUAAUUAGUAAGUGCUAGUCUGAACAAAUUUCGUUUCCUUUUAUUGUGUAUAUAGUGUUGUAAAUUAUCACCAGAGAACCUCUUACAAGUACGGAUUUUACACAUGCGUAAAGACAUAAUUAUGAAGGGGACCGUUUGUGUAAUCUUCGAAAACGUGACUGUAAUUAAUAACUGAGUUGAAGGACAUUAUAAAGCACACUUACGUUCUUAGAAUAAGAAUUAGUAACAAAAAUGGUAGAUGUUAUGCACUGGCUUUCUACUCCUACCUUUUUUUAGUAAUAACCCCCUAUGUUUCAAUUUUACUAAAUAAAACAUGAAUUUCGAGAAUCCUCUUUUGAUAUAGUAAUUGGUGAACAUCUCAUUCACAAACUGGAAAUGGGUACAGUUGAUAAUGUAAUCACACAUAAUUUUCUCUGUCUCACUGUGUGUGUGUGUGUGUGUGUGUGAGAGAGAGAGAGAGAGAGAGAGAGAAAGAGAGA
This is a messenger RNA of Schistocerca serialis cubense, 1993 nucleotides long. RefSeq names its product adenosine receptor A1-like. Lineage: Eukaryota; Metazoa; Arthropoda; Insecta; Orthoptera; Acrididae. Gene Ontology annotation, biological process: G protein-coupled receptor signaling pathway. The record is from RefSeq and is a predicted model, not a curated record. Gene Ontology annotation, cellular component: membrane. Bases 175 to 1266 code for a protein of 363 amino acids. Gene Ontology annotation, molecular function: G protein-coupled receptor activity. The transcript has 4 exons.